AAGACGUGGCAACCCUGCUAUACGGUAUUCUCGUUUAUUCGCGGCUAGCGCUGGCUAGCAGCCCUUCGGUUUUUGCGAGCCGUUGAAAGCAGUUGAAAGUUUGUAAGUGCAACAUGCGCGUUAACGCCAAGCUCCUCGCUAAUUACCAGAGGCAGACUGUAUGCCUGCUCGGCAAAGUUCUCCAGAGCGAACCCCAGGGCAUGUCCUUCAAGAUGGAAUCCCCAGACAAGCAGGUGGUUCAAGUAAUCAUGAAGAAUCCAAUUCAAGAACCACUGGAGGGCAUCAUCGAAGUAAUUGGGGAAGUGACGGCUAAGUUGGCGAUUGUCUGUGAAAGUUAUGUGCUUUUCCCACCUGCAGUAACGGAAGACUUUGACAUGGCCACUUACAAUGCUGUUGUUGAGACUAUACAGAAUGUCAAGGAUUAUUACCCAACCAUGGCCUCGGCAUAGCAUCAUGCAGUCCUGGAAUUUUAUCUUUAGAUUUAUUUUCAGCAUACCUUACUCAUGUGGAAGCACCUGUCAGCCCUGUGUUUGUACUAGAACUUCUUUUUUUUUUUUGCAGUUUCAACAGUAAUAAAUAAAAUUUGUGCUCAUGUUUUUUUCAUCUGAAAAAACAAAAAGACGAAGUAAAACAAGGAACCCAAUAAAUUUUGUUCAUAUAUCCAUUAAA
Messenger RNA from Dermacentor albipictus, 669 nucleotides. Its product is annotated as replication protein A 14 kDa subunit-like. Gene Ontology annotation, biological process: base-excision repair; nucleotide-excision repair; double-strand break repair via homologous recombination. NCBI's taxonomy places the organism in Eukaryota, Metazoa, Arthropoda, Arachnida, Ixodida, Ixodidae. Gene Ontology annotation, molecular function: single-stranded DNA binding; damaged DNA binding. The record is from RefSeq and is a predicted model, not a curated record. Gene Ontology annotation, cellular component: site of double-strand break; DNA replication factor A complex; nucleus.